Vicia villosa (hairy vetch) is the source of this 1593-nucleotide messenger RNA. RefSeq lists its product as uncharacterized. The record is from RefSeq and is a predicted model, not a curated record. Bases 1 to 1593 code for a protein of 530 amino acids. NCBI's taxonomy places the organism in Eukaryota, Viridiplantae, Streptophyta, Magnoliopsida, Fabales, Fabaceae. The transcript is spliced from 6 exons.
AUGUGUUUUCAAAGCAUCUCGAUUGAGACACAACACGCUUCUGUGAAGAGAGAAAAGAGUCAGGCAACACAGCCUCCUCAUGCAUCUGGACAUGUCGUACUGGAUGCACCAGCUACAACUUCAUCUUCCGGUGUUCCUCCUGCUACUCCCACUACUUCGGCCUCCCACAACAGACUGGAUUCCCCAGUCCAUCCUUCUCCACCCCCAUCCUCUCGUAGACGCACCUCUCCACCUACAUCAUUUGAGGCGGGAGAGACCUCUGGUUCCAAGGCGACACUAGAGGCACGGUCUCAACCUCAGCCAAAACCUUCAUCCCAACCUCUAUCACAGACGAUAGCCUGCAUCUGCGAGCACCUGAUUUUUGGAGGAGGACUGUCUGAUUUAUCCCUUUUUCCUCUUUACCCUGACCAUGACCGUGAUACACUCAAGGUCAUUAGCCAGAGGCGGAAAAUCAGUAAACUGGUACCACCAAUUGAGCCAUGGUUUGAUGAGCUUUUAUUGCUUUCAAGGUUGAAAGAUUUGGCAAGUGUGGAUACACCAUUGUCAACUGGGGUAUGUAUGAUAAACGUUUCCGUCGAGAGGUGGCACCAUGAGAUGUUGUCUUUUCACAUGCCACAUGGUGAGAUGACGAUCACACUCGACGACAUCGUGUGUAUGUUGCAUCUUCUGAUCAAUGGGAGAUUCUUGGAUCAUGAGAGGAUCAUGAAGGAUGAGGCUUUGGAUAUGUUGGUUGAGAUGUUGGGAGUUACCCCUGAGAAUGCCAUGGGAGAGAUUGACAAAGUCCGAGGUAGUCACACCAGGUACAAUUAUGUAGCUCGGGUGUUUGAGGGUGAGGUACGACAUGACAAGAGGCUGAUGGUUAUGUCGAGCAGACGGUCUACCAAUGGAAUUGGGGGGGCUGCUUGCAUGGUAUACAUGUAUACGAAGUUGGAUGAAGGGAUUAAGUGGAAUACGAAACAGAUAACCGACAGCAUGUCACUCAUGACGGGAUUGAUCAUACAACACUUCCCCCGCGUCUCGGGUUGGUCACUUGCAGAGGGCUACACUGAAGCUAAGUCGCAUGCCUGGAUUCGCAAGACGGCUGCCUAUAUACCUGAGUGGGUGAUGCGUCAGUUCAGGUUCACCCAGACUAUUCCUCAGGAUCCUACUGUAGUUGCUCCUCCGACGGUGGGACUAAGGGAUAUGAAUGGCUUUUUUGAUGAUUUUGAGAAUCAUUUUGUUCCAGAGGAGGCAAGAAGUACUGUGGCUACAUCCGACUGGAGCUAUAAGCACAGUUACAUGUUAUGGUUCUUCCAGGUGUCCCAUCCAUACAUGAUAUAUGAUGUUCCAGGGAACCCACCGAGGCCAGUUCAUCAUGAGAUCCUAGAGGAGAAGCAGGUUAGGACCGAUCAUGCGACUAACAUGUUGCCAACGUGUCGUCGUAUCAUGGAGCUUGCGUGGGAUGGUAUUGAUACAGGUUUGUUUCCUGAUGGAUCUAAUGUUAGAGGUGUUUUGGAUGCCAUCAUGGCGGAGGCCCAGGAUGCUAUGUUUUACAGGAGGCAGCGGAGGAACGCCUUGAGGGUGACAGGUCGACUCAUCAUCCCCCAUACCUAG